Messenger RNA from Ogataea philodendri, 783 nucleotides. RefSeq lists its product as uncharacterized. Bases 1 to 783 code for a protein of 260 amino acids. The record is from RefSeq and is a predicted model, not a curated record. The transcript has a single exon. Lineage: Eukaryota; Fungi; Ascomycota; Pichiomycetes; Pichiales; Pichiaceae.
AUGCUCGUCGCACUCGUUUCGCAGGGCAAUGGCCGAAUACAGGUUCACUUUCUUCAUGGCAAAAUAACCAAAUUAUUUUCGUGGGUUCAACGUUACAUAACUUUUUGCACAGCCUUGGCAGCACCAAAGGACUCACACCACGUACGGGUCCAGGCGGUCUGGGCCGAAGAUGAGGUGUGGUUUGCGGUGCGCAAGGUCCAGGAUAGUCUUGCCAAACUCGCUGUUGCACCAGCUGAACCACGGCCGCGUGUAGUCGUGUCUGGGCGAGUUGACGUGGAUGCUCUCGUGCAUGAGGCCCAGUCCGGCCGUGGUGGUCUUGACAAGGUCCAGCAGCUGGCGGAUCUCCUCGUCGUCGUCGGUGGUACGAAUCUGCAGCAGCAGCGACAUCGGCCACGCGUUCGAAAGUCCAAUGUGCGGGCCCCCAAUGCCCUCGAAGUAGGCCCCCUUGAAGUAGUACGGGUUGCCGUCUUUGGACAGGAUCAUGCGACGGGUGUUCUGGUAAAUCUCGUCGUCCUGGUCGACAAAGCCCAUGUCUGGCAGCGCCAGCAGCGACGGGAUGUUUGCAUCGUCCAUGAUGUUCACACCGCCAAAACCAUCCACCUCAUACGCGAGCACUUUGCCGAACGUCUUGUGGUCCACCACGCCGUACUGGCGGAUUCCUUCGCGAAUGGCGGCGGCAGACUCCGCAGCCUGGUCCGCAAAACUGGCAAGACCCAGCUCGCGCAGCACGGGCUCCACCAGGCUGAGUUCGACCUGCAUCUGCGCGUUGGCCGGGAUAAAUAG